Messenger RNA from Oreochromis niloticus (Nile tilapia), 1853 nucleotides. RefSeq names its product methyltransferase-like protein 24. The transcript is spliced from 5 exons. Lineage: Eukaryota; Metazoa; Chordata; Actinopteri; Cichliformes; Cichlidae. Bases 353 to 1510 code for a protein of 385 amino acids. The record is from RefSeq and is a predicted model, not a curated record.
CAUUUGUUUUUUACGGUAGAGAUGGCAUGUUUGCCCAAUAUAAAAACGAAAUGGUGUUUUUCUUUAACCUACAUGCCUGUUAAUUAUAACCUAGUUAGUUAGAGGUUAAAUAAAGCGGGGGUCACUGUGUCAAUAAGGCCACCGCUGACCGAGGAAUGCGCUUCGUCAUCAGCAACUUUCCCCUGGGGUUAACGAGAAGGAGGAGGUCGCGGAGGAAAGUGGAGGAGGGGAGUUCUCAGCUGGGACUUUCCUCUGCCCUCCAGGAAAACCGAAAAAAAGGGUAAAAAAAAAAAGUGAAAUCACAGGGCACAGCGCCGGAGAUGUUCGCCGGAGCCGUCGCGGAAGUGGAGGAAUGCGGACCUGUGCGCCGUGGAGGGGCCGCUGCGGUGUCUCCCUCCGCUCGGGAGUACUACUCCUCUUAAUCCCACCGUUUCUCCUCGCGCUCCAGCUCCUCGUCGUCGGGUCACUUUUACCUGGAGUCGCGCGGGUGUGGAUGGGGUUAGAGGAGCGGGACGGAGGGGUCGCCUUUUCCGUUAUCAGCAUUGAACCGAAGCGGAGCUCACCGCAUCGGGGGACGCCUUCCCGGCGACCCGGUGUGGCGGAGGAGGAGGCAGAGAUGGACGACGGGCAGAGGAGGGGGGAGGGGGCACGAGCGUACGAGGACGAGAACGAGAUGCACGCGCGCCAGGUUCGUAAAGAAGUGGGGCCCAGAGCAUUGGAAGUGCAGCUGUGGGCAGCAGGCGAGCCAUCCUUCACAGCAGAGCUCAAUCGAAUCAUCUCGUACAUCACAAGGCCACAGAUGAACUGCUCCAAGGUUUUAUCUCCAGGGCGGGCUCAGCCAGCACAAAGCCCUGCAGCGCCAGCCCAUUGGCUGCUGUGUGCUGAGGACUGGCUCCUUCCAGCUACACACAAAACGUGUGUCGCAUAUUCCUUCAGCAUGGAUGGGGGAGAUGCAGACUUUCUGAAGACUGUGUCGGGGCUGGGAUGUGAAAUACACUGUUUUGAUCCCAGCAACUCUAAUGCAUCUGGUGGUCACCUUGGCAACAGUUUGGCUAGUAACCAUGGCGAUGGAGGCGUGGUCAGCCAGCACAAGAUGUGGCUUGAGUGGCGAGCUCCAAAGAAGCGCGCGCACAAGAGGAGAGGAAACCCGGGUGGUGUUUCUCAGACACUGGCAGACAUCAUGGCAGCUCUGGGACAUCACACAGUUCACUUCCUGUAUGCUGACCUGCUAAGCGGCGAGUGGCGCGUUUUUCAGAAUUGGAUCGAGGCAGGAACUCUACAGAAUGUCCACCAUCUUGUUGCCAAGGUGCACCUGCAGUGGGCAGGGUUUGAGGUGGCCGGUAGGGAUGAGGAAGUGCUCCGCUAUUGGUUCAGUGUCCUUCAAGGUCUUCAAGCUUGUGGACUCAAGCUGGUUCACAGCUCUGCAGGAGAGGGUCACAGUGUCCUAAAACAGACAGUAGCAAAUGCUCACAGUUCCUACACACUCAGCUGGGUAAACACACGACACUGAGACUCACACACUGAUGGAUGAAGCUGCGCACACAUUAUCCAAAGAGGGGGAAGCAGCUAGUGAAGUUUCCUGUUUUUCCUGGGAUUUCAGGCAUACACAGUUCUUCACGUGACAACUCCCUCUAGUGGACAUGAAGAAAUCUGCAGUUAAAGGGUAAAACCAACUCUGAAACAGAAACUGUAUUUAUAUUUAAAACAGCAUUUUAUUGUAUCCAAAUAUUGAGCAGAAGAAGGGCUUGCUGUUUUAACCAAGUUACAGGCCAAAUAAUAACAACUAUUUUCAACUCAGAUUUUGCUGUGUCACAAAGGAUGUAUGUAUGUUCCAACUAUUUCUGAACGCAAAA